Messenger RNA from Sceloporus undulatus (fence lizard), 6283 nucleotides. RefSeq names its product scavenger receptor class B member 2 (gene SCARB2). Gene Ontology annotation, cellular component: lysosome; cytoplasm; membrane. Gene Ontology annotation, biological process: receptor-mediated endocytosis; protein targeting to lysosome. NCBI's taxonomy places the organism in Eukaryota, Metazoa, Chordata, Lepidosauria, Squamata, Phrynosomatidae. The coding region runs from base 114 to 1550 and encodes 478 amino acids. The transcript has 13 exons. The record is from RefSeq and is a predicted model, not a curated record. Gene Ontology annotation, molecular function: scavenger receptor activity.
GAAGAGGAGGAGGAGCCGGAGAGAGAGAGAGAGGAGACCCAGCAGAGAGGCUCUUCUUCUUCUUCUCCCGGCCGGGCCUGGCUCCUGCUGCUGCUGCUGCCGCCGCCGCCGCCAUGAGGAAGCUGUGCCUGGCCUCGGCGGGGGUCCUGGCCCUGACCUGCCUGGUCCUCAGCAUCGCUCUCCUCGCCGCCCGCGUCCUCGAGAAGGUGGUCGACCUCCAGGUCAAGCAGCAAAUGGUGUUAAAAAAUGGUACAGAAGUUUUUGAGAUGUGGGAAGAAUCUACACCACCCGUUUAUAUGCAGUUCUUCUUUUUUAACUUGACCAACCCUUUAGAAGUGCUUCAGGGUGAAUCUCCUUUAGUGAGGGAAGUUGGACCAUACACUUACAGGGAAGUCAGGCCCCGAGUUGAUGUCCAUAUUUUAGACAAUGACACGAAAGUCUCUUCUUUCAACCCCAAAACUUAUUUCUUUGAACGUGAGAUGUCAGUGGGAGAUCCAGAGGUUGAUCGGAUCAGGACAGUGAAUGUGCCUGCAGUGGUUGCAAUGGACCUGGCUACAUCAACUCCCAUGCAUUUACCUGCAGAGAUUUUGCUCCUCUUAUAUGAAGAAGAGAUGUUCACGACACACUCAGUACACGAGCUGUUGUGGGGUUACACAGACAAACUUCUCAGUGCUUUACACAAAUUUCGUCCCAGUAUUGACUCAGAUUUUGGCUUUUUUAAAAAGACGAAUGGAUCUGAUGAUGGCGAGUACAUCAUGCUAAGUGGAAAGAAGAACUAUCUUGACUUCACAAGGAUUAUCAAAUGGAGAGGAAAAGAUGCACUAAACUGGUGGUCAUCACCAGUUAGUAAUAUGAUAAAUGGAACUGAUGGUUCUACAUUUCAUCCGUUAAUAGGCAUAGAUGAAAUGGUCUAUGUCUUUUCCUCAGAUUUCUGCAGAUCUUUGUACCUAACCUUUGACAAGUAUGUAACGGUCCAGGGGAUCUCAGCUUAUCGGUUUGUGCCUCCCAUGAGACUCUUUGCCAAUGCUUCCAGUAAUCCAGACAAUGCUGGGUUUUGUGUACCAGCUGGAAACUGCCUAGGAGCAGGACUUUUGAAUGUCAGCGCCUGCAAGCAAGGAGCACCAAUAUUUUUGUCACCUCCUCAUUUUUAUCAGUCAGAUGAAAAGUAUGUUAAGGACAUUGAUGGCAUGCAUCCAAAUAAAGAGGACCAUGAGACAUUUCUGGACAUUAACCCUUUGACAGGAGUUCUGGUCCAAGCAGCCAAGCGAAUGCAAGUCAAUGUUUACAUUCAAAAACUACCAGAUUUCCUGCAAACAGGCAAUGUCAGAACUCUGUUUUUCCCUGUGUUGUAUAUAAAUGAGACUUUUGCACUGGACAAAGCAUCUGCAACAAAACUAAAGGCUGCUCUCUUUGAAUCUUCUGUGAUCACCAACACUCCCUUUAUUAUCAUGGUACUAGGAAUUAUUUUUGGAGUGAUAUUUGUUGUGCUUGCAUGCAAACCUCCACAGGCGAGAGAAGAGGACAGAGAGGUAUUAGUAGAACCAGAGUAAGUACACUUCAGCAAAGUUCUGCUGCUGGCUUAAGACACAUGGGUUCUGUAGAUGAGAGAGCACCGCUUAUCCGGACAUCUUGACUUAAUUUUCUCACCCAACCCUACUGGAACGAGGAGAGCGGUGACUGAACUAUGCAAACUGCUCUUAAGUGAAGACACUAUCCAACUAUCUCAGCUGUCCCCCCAUCACACUACUACAACUGUAUUAACAUUCUGCUCUUUUUCUUUGGGGGGGAGGAGUGUGGGAGUAGAAUUCAGGAAUGAGUUUUAAAAUCUGGUCUGUUGCAUUGAUUAUGGAAACGGCAAGAUUUUUUAAAAAAAAGACUGUUAACACAGUUUGCUGUUGUCUUCCACAAGUAUAAAAAGAAUAUUUUAAUAUAUUCCUGUAACAGCAGGCUGUGGUCCCAUUCUAUGAGACUAUAACAGUUUUCAUGGCUAUGGUUUGUCUCUCUUGUGUUUACUUAUAUGACAGAUCAUAGAAGCUUGUAUCAGUUCCAGUGACUAUUUUUUUAUUUAUUGUGAUAAUUAAGUACAGUCUUGUCCUUCUACAACCUAACUUCUAAUUGGGCACAGUGUCUCUGAUACAACAGAGAUUUUACUUUUCCUCUUUUGCAGAUUGUCACAGAAAUGCAGAGUACUUUCCAGAUUUCCUCUGUAUGCUAAGAGCCUCUAUUAAUUAUUUACUGGAUGGAAAUCAUUGGUUAUAAAGGAUGGCAGGAAUAUUUGCAGGCUAGCCUAGCUCAGGCUUUCAUCUUACAAAACCCUCUGUUAUCAUUUUUGGGAUGUAUAGCUAUAGAAUUGACUCAGCAUGCUGGUUAUAUUAGAACACUUUGAUCCACUGGUUGGAUUUUGGAAUAAUUCCCAAAUUCCCUGUGAAGGGAUAUACAGUAUAUGAAAAUGUUCCAGUACAGGACUGUCUGCAUCAGUUAGUUACAAACCUCUGCUCCUGUGGGGUGGGUUAAAAGAAAUCUCUUUGAGCAAGUUGCUUAGGUUUACCUAUUCAAGUGAAGAUAUCCUGUGUGAGGCAUCCAUGGAAAACACUGGAUCUCAGCUAUUUGAUAAGGAACACAAUGGAAAUAUAUUGGAGUGGACUGCAUACCCUUUCCAGGGCUUUAGCCUGCCAAACAGUAUUAGACAAGCUCCACUCCCAUCAAUUUCCCCCAUGUUUCCUAGGGGCUUUAGUAGCCACUUGCAAUAGAUCCAGCAUCUAGCUUUUUAAUGAUCAGUCUGGGGCCUCUAAUCAUGCUUUAUAAUGAUUGCCUCCCCUCUGCUUAGAUCAUGGAAGAAAAUGUUAGGAGACUGUCCAAGCUGUGACAAAGGUACAGGUUCAUUAUUGUGUAGUUCUUAUCCCUAUCUCUGUCACAGUGGGAGGCAUAUUAGGGAGGAAAGGAUAAUGUAGCUGAGUGGGAAGUUUAAGGCAUCAGAGGCAUCUGAAGAAAGACCCACACUACCUUCAAACAACUAUGUAUACAUAUUGGAGAAGAAAGGAAGAGUUGGAUCACAACCUUCUGCAUCCAACCUCUAGAUCAAGCCAAUCAAUGUUCUUAGUUGGCUAGGAGAGGCCAUGGAGGACCUCUGUUAUCAUUUAACUCUGCCUCCUUUGAUAGCUAUGUGUACUACCUUGUAAAGAGUGGAAGCUAGAAGUACCCCAUACAUCCCACACACCUUUUUUCAUUAUAUGUGUAUUCAUUCAGUAUUGUCUGAAAUCUCACUGUGCAAGUUUACCAAAUGCCCCUUUACUGAUUCUUCCUUCUCUCCUUUUCCUUCUUGUAAUAUUUAAGUGAUUACCAGUUGAGACUGCAAUGUAAACAUUUUCCAAAAUCUGUUUUGGAGUGGGUGUUAAAGUUGCACGGUUUUUGUGAGUCACAGUACAUUCACCCAAAAUUGCUGCAUACUGUUAACUUCUCUUAGUGCAGCCCAAGAGCCAUUGAACCAACUGUAAGUGUACCUCAGCUGGAUCCAUUAGUGCAGCUUUCUGUUUCUAACAGGCUAGCAUGGAGGUUCUGUUUUGUUCUUUUAAGCUACUUUUAAGACUGUUACAAGCUUGUGGUCACCAUCACAGCAACAGAUUGAUCUGUUAAUAGCGGGUUGGGGUUUUUUGAUGUGUGAAGAACAUAUUUUUAAUCUUCUCCAUAGUCAGGUCCCAAUCAUUUUUAUUAGAUGAGCCUAAUCAAUCAGAUAGCCCACCCCUUGAGUCAUCUCAUUAAUGGAUGCAGCUGUGUUUGGCAGAGGAAAGCUACAGACUGUGCAAAUUGAUGUGCAGUGUUACAGAUUUUAUUGAAUGUUUCUGUGAUUGUUUUACCGAAUACAUUUGAGGAAUUAAAAUAUUAACACCACCAUUUCUCAGUUUUAAAAAGUUGCAAUGUCACGGUAACCAGUGUACAGGAUGGAAACUGUAUUUGGAGCUACAAAAUAGUAAAAAGUAAUUAAACAAUGAAUGACAGUAUUAUAGCUAAUAAAUGUGUUUGCACAGGUAUAACAUUGAAAAAGUUCCACCUUUUAUUGUUUUCAAACUUUUAGGAAUACUAAUUGAACAAAAAAACCUUUGAUGUCAGCUCCUAGUCCAGUGAUUCCCAAACUUUGGUCCUCUAACUAUUUUGGACUUCAGCUUCCAGAAACCCCAGCCAGCUUGGCCAACAGUGAGGAAUUCUGGGAUUUGCAGUCCAGAACAUCUGGAAGACCAGAGUUUGGGAACCACUGUCCUAGUCUUACCUAUUUUGGGAUUGAGUCCGAAGUCCUUCUGAUAACAUAGGUUUUUAGAUUGCUUCUGCCAUACCCUGUAUGGCAGAGAUAAGGAAUGUGUGACCCUUCACAUGUUGGACUGCAGUUUGCAUCAUCCAUCAUUAUUUAACUAUGCUGGUUAGUCCUGAUAGGAGUUGCAGUUUAACAACAUCUGGAAGGCUGUGUGUUGCCCACCUCUGUUACAUGAGUUGAUUUCCAGCCUGAGGCAGUCCAGCAUUAUGAUUCAGUAGAGAGAUAUUGGACACAGCAUCAUCUCAUUUACUUUCCAGCGAGGAGAGCUUACAGUUAUUUCUUACAAAAUGUAUGACCUUUCAUAAAGGCUUACCUGACAUUUUUCUCUUUGCACAAGAUCAAGUGAUGGAAAUAUGGGCAGAAGGAAGAACAGAAGCUGCUUGUGCAUCUCGAUAUGAGUUGCAGUAGUAGGAUUUCCAGAGGUUUAAACAGUAGCAACAACAAAAUUACACUAUUUUUUCAGUAGAAGGGACUGAGAGCAAAUAUCUAGGCUCAGAAUGUGGGCAGGAGAGCUCUUUUCUUUAAUUCUAUGUUGGUGUAUGUGUGUGUACCCAGCUCUGGAUGGAAAAUCUCACGGUUUUGGCAUAAAAGAAAAAAGUAUCCUUCACCUAGGAUAAAUAAUGGGACAGACAAGCUGCUUGUUGUUUGCUAUUAACUAGAGAGUUUGUGGAAGAGACAGACUGAAGGCUUCAAAGUUAAUUCCCCAAGUGUCAGCCUCUCCCUUUUCACCAGUGCAUCUCCUGUUUUGACUUUUUUUUAAGGGAUAACUUGAAAAGAUAAUUUAUUGGACUGCAGCUCCCAGAAUACCUAAGGCACCAUGACAAGUGAGCAUGGUAGUUUGGGGAUUCUGGGACUUAAUAUCCAUAUAGUUACUCUCUCAAGCUCUUAGGGCAGAGUUUGGUAACUUAUAGGGCUUGUUUUGCUGGUUGCACUGGAGGCUGCCUGCUUUACUUGCAAAUCUAUUGCAUUCCCCUGCAUGAACGUGGCCCAGUAACUGCACGUUGCAGUCGUGGACUAGUGGCCUUUCAAGACGCUCACCUUUGAGGUCCCUUGGUAAACUGCUUUGAAAACUAUUUCACUACAUAAUCUUUGGUGAGCUGCACUGGAUUUGCCAGUUGCAUGUGAAGUUGCUAACCUCAAGGUGCAGUCAGUCUGCAGGCCACUUAGCCUCAGAAUGGGUCAGCCCAAUUCAGUGUAACUUCACUAGCUCUAGUUGCAGCUUCUUUUCAAUUGGGGCAACAUGUGUUCUAAUUUAAUAAUCUUUCUAUAGUACUUAUUAUGUCCACUGCUGAAAGAGCUUCAGGUACUAAUUAUCUCUGUAAUUAUUGCAAUGACUAAAAAAGCAAGUAUCAGCUCUGUAUUACAUGAGGGGGACUUAAGCUUAAGGAAUAGGAGCUUCCAUAAGUUCUUGUAAUGUGGUCACAAUAACAGAUUUUAAAAAAUAGAUACAUCCGUGGUUUUUAUAGUAAGGUACCUUAAAAAUUAACAAAUGUAAUAAUGUAAGUGUUUGUUGUGGUCAUGCUAUAACAAAUUGUGACAGGUCUCUGUAUUGUUUCUGCUACAACACAAGGAUCAAACUUCACCAGUUCCUUAGACAAGCAGUAAAAUAAUAUAUUUUUUCUGUAUUAUGCAUAUAAUGUGAACCAAAAAUAGUUAUAGCAGAACAGUCAGAAAACACUAACAGUGAUGUGUGUUUGAAAAGAUUCAGUUGAGGGCAUUUUAACGCAAAAAGGGAAAUAUAUUGUCAGAAGGGCACAACUAAUAAAACUAUUUUUAAAAAUUGGUGUGUUUUUUUUUUUAAUGGAGAAUUAUCCUGAGUGAAUCAGGUUUGCUUCUCUGAAGUCAAUACUGUCUCCUCUUUUUGGGGGGUAAAACUGUGGCUCUUUGCUCUUCACUUUAUAUGUAACAAACAAAGCAGGCAUCACUGAAUUUUGUCCAUGAAUAUGGAGCAUAUGAAUAAAUUGCUUUUUGACAUUG